Megalopta genalis is the source of this 1782-nucleotide messenger RNA. RefSeq lists its product as uncharacterized. The record is from RefSeq and is a predicted model, not a curated record. NCBI's taxonomy places the organism in Eukaryota, Metazoa, Arthropoda, Insecta, Hymenoptera, Halictidae.
CGAUAUCAGCAUUCCCGGUACCCUAUCGAAAUCCGUGGAUUGUGAAAUGUUUUUCUCGGGCCACGUGGAAGUAAAUUAAUCAGAGGUUCUCUGUAUAAAUAACAAGGUCGAUAAAUUCGUCGAAUGGAUCGCAUCGUCCACGGCUAUUCCGCGGCACGUUCAGGGGAAAUUAUUAAUCGCGCUCUCGGCGGAAAAUCGGACGUUUAUUUGUUUUUUUUCGCUUGCAUCGAUCACGACUCGGUUGUUUCGGGGUUUACCUCGGGAACGGCAUGAAGAAAUACGGUCGAACAAUGGCGCCGCCGCAGAAGAGGAAGCCGAGAAACUCGACCGGGAAGGGCCGUGUAAUCGAGACACGAUAUACUAAUCGACAGUAUCGCAAACGGCCGGAGAUUUCGCGUCGAGUGCAGACUAGCCAGUCCAUCGCCGUGCCGGAAUUAGUCUACAGGCUGCUGAACACCGACAAACAUAACCAAGGGAUGAUAUCCAACCAGAGGGGAGUAAAGCCGUCGAAGGACAGGGCCCUGUACCGCGAGAUAAUACGGAAGUAUCAAGAUCUCGGUGAGCUAUCGGACGACACCUCGUUCGUCCACGAAAGCUCGGUGUCCGCGAGCGGGACCGAGUACACAAAAUCGGGAGCAACGUCCAUGGAGAACAUGUCGAGGGUGAUGGAGGUCGGAAAUAGCUCCUGGGCAUCCGGCUCCGGGAACAGCAGCGUAUCGAAUAUCUCCAUAGAGCCGAUCACUUUUUCGAACUCGAUCGAUAACACGAGGGCGUUGCUCAAAAAGAAGUCCCUCGUGCAGAUCAUCAACAACUACAUCAAGGCUGGCAUCGAAGAAGGCAAAAGGUACGCAAAGAGGUACAUACGCAAGGCGCUCUCGUUCGGCGUGAAAUCCGGAUACUUGAUCCCGACGGAUCCUCAGGGCCAGAUAAUCCGCGUGGCACCGACGUUGGUCGAGUCGAGAAGAAGCGAUCCAGAGUCACGUAGAAGACGGCGGAGGGCCAGACAAGGCCAAGAGGAUUUGCCGUUCGUCGAACACAAGGAACAGCGACGUCGGCCAACCCCGCCCUUGACCACCAAAAGGAAACCGCGUCGCGACACGUCCUUGGAACGGAUGGUGCCUCGAAAACGCAUGAAGUCCUCUGCGGCGAAGAAACCGUCUCCGCACUAUCAAUCGAAUUACGCGAGCUCGAGAAAGAAGAACGCGCUGCUUGCUCCCCGCGACUUGCAUGGGAACAACAAGAAGGAGCAUGCGCCGCAGCGUAAAUCCGCUGGCAAAAGAGCCGAGCAGAGAAGCAGAAGAAAGCGAGCUACCGGGUACAAAGACGAGGCAGUGGAACAACGGCAAGCUCGCCGAACUUCGGGCACCAAAUCCCCGUACGCGGCCAAAGUAGCGAAGGAUGAUUAUUCGAAGAGUCAAGAGGAUUUAACGGACGAGGACGAUAACAGUACGAAGUCCAGCGAUAACGAUGCGAAUCAGGCGACCGUGACCGAACGACGGAAGUCGGGAUCCAGCGAAGGGUGCGAUCACGAGGAUGGCAAUGAAAAUCCGGCGAGUCCGACGCGGGAAGUUGUCGAACAGAUGGAAUUGCCGAACAACGACGAGAAAGAGAAAAUUCCGGUCGAGGAUGUACACUAGUGGCUUCAUUUUGUUACUGCACACUUUACUCUCGUUUCGAUACGUUAUAUCAUUUUGUACAUUUUGAGAAAUUUUGUAACUUCGAUUGUAUAGCGGGACUGGAGGAGUGGAAGGAAAUAAAGGAGAUUUUUUUAGACCCUUGGAA